Podospora anserina S mat+ is the source of this 2862-nucleotide messenger RNA. RefSeq lists its product as uncharacterized. Gene Ontology annotation, molecular function: phosphatidylethanolamine N-methyltransferase activity. The record is from RefSeq and is a predicted model, not a curated record. Bases 1 to 2862 code for a protein of 953 amino acids. The transcript has 4 exons. Gene Ontology annotation, biological process: phosphatidylcholine biosynthetic process. Lineage: Eukaryota; Fungi; Ascomycota; Sordariomycetes; Sordariales; Podosporaceae.
AUGAGUACAACUACUGCCAUUGAUGACCCUGCGGGGCUCAAAACCACACGCCAACGCAACAACCAACCCCAACAGUCCGAGAUCCCCUUGCCCUCGCCGUCCAUUAGUGAUGUCGACUCCGAUUCGAACAAGGGCGAUGACCACCGAGACGCCCAUGUGAAAAAGGCAUACGGCCGAACUCCAGAUGGAACGGGUAUGCACACUCUACUCUCUCCGUCCCAAACCCAUGACAUGGUCUCCCAAUUAUUAGACCCUCGCGAACCCAAGAACCUGUCCGAUUACAUUGUCCUCGGUGUUCUCGCCCUGCAUAUUUGGCUCGCUUGGGCUGUGCCAGCGCCCUAUAACAAGUACCUGCUCGGAUUUGCGUUUACCUUCUGGAGACUUGCAUACAAUGCUGGGAUCGGCUAUCUGUUGACUGUUCAGUCAAAAUACACUCUCCUUGUCACCUGGGCUCGUCGGUUAAGGGCUUUUGAACAACCCGCCACCAACCCGCGGCCAUGGCUUUACAACCUCCUCAAGACGGAGCUCGAGACCAAGAUCCCCAAGGACUACAAGAUGGAUGAGGCUCCGAUCGAGUACAACACCUGGCUUGCUUUCCGUCGCAUUGUCGAUCUGAUCCUGAUGUGCGACUUUGUGUCGUACUGCCUGUUCGCCAUUGUCUGUGCCCACACGCCUGAGGAUGAGGGGUUGGGCAUGCUUCUUGGCCGUUGGGUCGGGGGUAUUGCGCUUGUUGGCUUCAACCUUUGGGUCAAGCUGGAUGCGCACAGAGUGGUGAAGGACUAUGCCUGGUACUGGGGCGACUUCUUCUAUCUGAUCGAGCAGGAACUGACUUUCGAUGGCGUCUUCGAGAUGGCCCCCCAUCCCAUGUACUCCAUUGGCUACGCUGGAUACUACGGCAUCUCGAUGAUGGCUGCUAGCUACGAUGUUCUCUUCAUCUCUAUCGCUGCCCACGCUCUCCAGUUUGUCUUCUUGGCCUUUGUCGAGAAUCCUCACAUCGAAAAGACCUACAACCCGCCACCCCCACGUCUCCGGGCCGAAUCCGAGAUUGGCAGCCAGACCGAGGCCGAUGCUUUGGUCACCAAGGAGCUUAACGGGAACUCUGAUAUCCCCCAGCCUGUUCACAACAUGAUUGGAAGCUUCGAUCUCUUCAGAGUGACCGACGCUUCCUCCCUCAUCAUUGUUGCCUGCUUCAUCGCCUUGACGGUUGUCACUCCCACCACCCGCACUUACCAGACUCUGGCUGUUGUGAACGCUAUCUUCUGGCGUCUCUGGUACUCUGUUGGUUUGGGCUACAUCUUGAAGAAGCAAUCCGAAAAGAAGAUGUAUACCAGGCACUUCCUCAAGUUUGGCGAGAGCACCGGCGAGGCCUGGAGACAGUGGAAGGGCCUGUACCACAUCAGCAUGAUUCUCUGCCACGUCUCGUUCUUGACCGCCUGCUGGAAGAUGUACACCUACCCUGAGGAUUGGAGCUACGGUUCUGUUCUCCUGAAGCAUGUGAUUGGUGUCAGUCUGAUUGCUCUUCAGCUUUGGACAUCCUCUAGCAUCUACGAGUCUCUUGGCGAGUUUGGCUGGUUCUAUGGUGAUUUCUUCUUCGAGAGCCCCCGCCCACCCACGUACAACUCAAUCUACCGUUUCCUCAACAACCCGGAGCGUGUGCUUGGUGCUGCUGGUUUCUGGGGCUUGGCUCUCAUUACCUGGAGCAAGGCUGUUUUCGUCAUGGCGCUUGUCAGCCAGCUUUUGAUGCUGGGAUUCAUUUCGUUUGUCGAGAAGCCUCACAUGCAAAAGAUCUACGGCCAGAACCUCCGCAAGGAGGCCGGUCUUACCAAGUUUGUCAAGAAGUCACUUCCCGCCCCUGUCAAGAGAUGGCAACAGGGUGUCGACAAGGUCCUCGAUGAGACCAAGCACUUUGCUGAGGACUUCAUUGAUGCCGCCCUUACCAGACUUUCUGCCGGCUCUUCCAACUUCGUCAAGGACACCACCGCUCUCUUCCACAAGCCCCUCCGUCUCUCUAUCAACCGUAUCGACCGCGAUCUUGCUGGAUAUGACCCCAAGCACUACAAGCUUUCCGUGGAGGGCGAGCAGCUGAUUGCUCCUGAUGAGAAGGCUACCCGGAAGGAAAGUGCCGAUGCUCGCGUCCCCAAGGAUGUCAAAACCAAGGUUUUCCAGUAUGGCGCUCCCAUUCGUGUCAAGUGGACAGCUCCUGCCAACCACAGCAAGAAGGACUGGGUUGGUCUCUACUUGGUCACCGACAACCGCAACAGGGAUUUCACUGAAGUGCCAUCCCUCGGCCGCUGGAUCCCCACGUGCCGCGGCCAGUACGACACCACCACUGACGAAGGCAUUGUUUCGUAUGAUGAAAAGGUCAAGUCGGAAGGUGUUGAGGGCCCUCUUGUACAGGGCGAGAUGGUAUUCGAGGGUGACAAGCUUUGGUGGACACAGGGCGUGUACGAGUUCAGAUACCACCACCACGGCAAGCACAACGUCAUGUCGAUCUCGGAGCCGUUCGAGGUCCGCAUUCCGUUGGUUGUGAAGGAGGGUACCGAGCUCACCAUUGAGGAAGCCGAGAACGCCCUGCUGCCUAUUGUACGGAACUGCCUUGACCGCGACCCAGAAAUCGCGCCAGAGACUGUUGACGAGCCAUGGGGUGCUCAUGUUGAACGGGAUGGCAAGUAUGCCGAGAGAGUGGUGUAUGCCAUUCGUGAGAUGUUUGCCAUUGAGUUCUCGCCGGCGGUGGUGCCAGCAGAUGGGAACGUCAAGAAGUUGGCGUGGAGGGUGGUUAACGGAAGAAUUGCUCUUGCGCCAUAUAGUAUGUCAUUACAAUCAAGAAGACCGCCAACACCCGUUGCCGACAGUUACAAAUAA